AUGGACACCACCUCUGCUUCCGCUAAUCUGAGAGCAAAUCCUGAGCUAAUGAACUCAGAUUUAACGGAUGUUGUAACAGUUCUGAAAUCACAUUCAAUGACAAUUAAUACCAUGUCUGAUCGGUUAAAUAAACUUGAGUCCAUUGUACCGGGAAAUGAUGAUGUAAUUUCACAAACUAUUGAUAGUCUUACCUCUACUGUUAAAAACCUUGCAUAUAAUCAGAAAAUGUUGGAAUGUAAACUUGAUGAUGUGCUAAAAAAUCAGACCAACACUGAUGUUGCUGUUAAUGAUAUUUCUGGUAGAUUGGAGAGCUUGGUUAAUAUUUUCAACAAUAAUAUCUCUAAUAUUGGGACUCUACUCAACCAACAGCAAGUGAUGGCGUCAGGAGGGAACUACCAGGCGGCGCCCGCUCCCACCCGGGGACCUGGUAGACCGAAGAAAAACCAGUCUGUGGUGACUACUAGUUUGCCCAAUGGUGCUUCAUACUCAAGAAUCCAGCUGCCAAUGAAUAAUAUUAACAUUCCGAAGAGUAAAAGGCAAUUUACGAACCCAAGUCAAGAAUCUUUAAAAAAGGUAACCCCAACUCCAUCUCAAGAUGAGAUGCCCAAUCCUCCGAGGAGGCGGGGUAGACCGCCUAAGAAUCGUAAGAAUACACCUGCGCCAAGUGCUAGUGCUACUCCGGUGAAUCCGUCAGAAGACAAAAUUUCUCUGGCUGAUAAUGACGAAGAUAGUAACUCGCGCCCAACACCUGAAACAGAGGCGACUCUGAGAAAAAAUGAGUCCGGAUCUGGUAGUUUACGAGGUCGGAGGGGGUCCGUUGCGUCUUCUGGCUCUGCGGCUGUCAGAAACACUAGAAGGAAUUCAAAGAGAGUAAGACUUCAAAAGCAUUUCUAUGAUGAGGCCUCGGAUGGAUCUGAAGAGCUUAGUCAGAGUGACGAUGACCAAGACGCAGAGGAUCAGGAAAAGCUAGAUGAUGAGGACGACGAUGACGAGGAUGAGCAAGAUGAUAACGACUCAUCAUAUGAAGAAAGUUCGAUGAAAGGAUCGUCGAGGGUUCCUAGGCUUCGCGACAAGGGAAACCAAGAAGAAGAAGACACCGGCAGUGCUUCAGGAAGCCCUGGUGUAUCCGUCAAAUCCAGGAGGCAAUUGGAAUUAGAGAAGAGACGCGAUCCUCGGGAGAAGAUGCUUGUGUCUAUGAAGUAUAGCGACCGUGACAAGGCUAAGUCAUUUAUGGAGUCUAACAAAGAUCUUUUGAAGGCUAUGAAAGAAGAAGAAAGGAAAAAACGAAUGACAGCUAUCAAUUACGAACCAAUCUAUAAUAAUUCACUCCAGCAGACGAUACGGCAGGUGCAUAAUACUGCGGCGGGAAUACCUCCUCCACUAUCAUCGUCAACAUUGGCUCCUCUUCCUCAAAGUUCUGACUCUAACAGAACUGUAACAGCCGAUGCCAGUACACUCUCGUUCCAUAACUCGGAACCUCGUAGGAUGGGUAUCCUUUCGAUGUUGAAUUCCCAUGAGCCUGCUCAAUCCAAACCAUCCAACAACAAAUCAACUAGUAAAGAGAGCUCUGCUACAGCAGCUAAUUGCACAACGCCGGAAAACUCUUCCGCUUCUAAUAAUAAUAAACGGCAGUCCACUGAUUCAGACUCCUUAAUGAUUACACCUAUAAAGCGCUCGAAGGGUUCUUUCUCGAAUCCGACCACCGCAUCUACUUCUGCCCCAUCAGCUUCGGCCAAUAGCUACCUUUCUAAUUACACAACCGUAACCAGCACAACGACGCCCACAAUUGAUUUAAGCAAAAACAUACAAAUCUCUGUGCGUGGGAGACCAUUUAAUGCAACUAAUGGUACGGAUAAUUCUGCGACAUUAUUAAUGGCUUCGCCAAUAGAGCUCGUCUGCAAAGACGGCUACUUUUACCGUCGUAACGAUCUAUCAACCGCUAUCACCACUGGUAGUUACUUGGCAUUGAAGUUCAAGAACAAAGAAGAAGAACUAAUUAAGAUGACAAUGCAUGAGGACUACGCGGAGCUAACAAGACAGAACCGCAUAAAUGCAUAUUUUAUGAAACCAGACAUAGAUGUAGAAACUGAGUAUGCGUGCCAGGUACUGUCCAGAGUAACGCUGACGGAGAGGUACGUCAAUAGCUUAGAGUACUUCCUUAUGGAAUUCCGCUGGGAGAAUAGACUGGUAAGCCUUGGCCUAAGGCUGCGUGAGUCAAAGAGGACAUGGCAAAGACGAAAAGCCCUGUUCGCUCUGUUCGAGUUCUGGAGAGACAAAUCGCGUGAAAAACGUGGCUUCACGAACUUCACCAUCUUCCAUGCAGUAAAGGAGAUGGAAAAUUACAGAGUGUUCAUCAAUAGAUCUGUCUCGUGGUUCUACAAUCACAUCACAUUACUAAAGAUGAUUCUAUUCGACCUUUGCGACAACACUGAUAUUCACUGGCGCGAGUGGAUGUUUCCUAAAGGAUCUGAGAUUCCAGUUGAAGGUUUGGAUGACAAAAUCAGCAAAACUAAUAUAAAUCAACUAAUUGAUAGCAUGUUAACACUGGAUUUCUUGGAGGAUGGUACCGAGAAUCUACAUACGAAGAGCUCUGCCGCGUAA
Messenger RNA from Eremothecium sinecaudum, 2601 nucleotides. RefSeq names its product Sum1p (gene SUM1). The coding region runs from base 1 to 2601 and encodes 866 amino acids. NCBI's taxonomy places the organism in Eukaryota, Fungi, Ascomycota, Saccharomycetes, Saccharomycetales, Saccharomycetaceae. The record is from RefSeq and is a predicted model, not a curated record. The transcript has a single exon.